Molecule: messenger RNA, 1439 nt
Organism: Mytilus californianus (California mussel)
Lineage: Eukaryota; Metazoa; Mollusca; Bivalvia; Mytilida; Mytilidae
Product: beta-1,3-galactosyltransferase 5-like
Exons: 1
Coding region: 125-1231 (368 amino acids)
Cellular component (GO): membrane
Molecular function (GO): hexosyltransferase activity
Source: RefSeq, a predicted model, not a curated record
GAAAGUUUAUGAAGCGUUUUAUUUAAAUUGAAAAGAAUAUUGUAUAUCCGUGAUAUAACCGAAAUAGAAUUAUAUUUUUUAUCUUUUUUAUUUUUGAUUACGUCUGUGAUGUUAUGUAACUGCGAUGAAUACCAUUAGGUGCAAACGAGUAAUGACUGGAUUUCAACGUAUCAAAGUUAUCACUAGAUUAAAGAAAUUACCCAAGAAAACUCCACUGAUAGUUCUGUUUACAAUAUGUUUGUUGUUGUUAAUUAUUAAAAGAAACCUACUUGAUAGAAUUCAGCAACGAAUAUUCAGCAAGAGUUGGACGUUGAGAAGAUACAAUGGAAAAAAUAUCACAACUGAGUUUGAACAUUUUUAUAUGAAUGCAUCACCAGAUAAACUGAUGGACCCUCUUAUUCACAAACAUCAAUAUAAUACGCUACUAAAUACUGGUAAGGAGUGUAAAGAACAAAAUAAGUUCCUGUUAGUUCUCGUUUAUUCGGCUACAUAUAAAUUUUACGGACGUCAGAUAAUAAGGAAUACAUUUGGAUCGAUUUCACAUUUUGCUAAUAGAAGUAUUGAAUAUGUGUUUGUGCUAGGGCAAACCAAUAAUAAUACUCUGCAAGGACAAAUUCAAAAGGAAAGUGUCAGAUACAGGGAUAUUAUACAAGGGAAUUUUAUAGACAGCUACAGAAAUUUAACAUACAAAAGAGUAUUUAGCUUAUUCUGGGUAAAUAAAUUCUGUAAAAAUGCGAUUUAUGUCAUCAAAAUUGACGAUGAUAUUACUAUUAAUAUUCCAUUUCUAAUUCCUUACCUUAACAAUAAGAUUAAUAAGAACAACGCAAAUGUUUUAGAAUGUUUUACUGUUUUUGGAUCAAGGCCGUAUCGUGAAACUCAGAGCAAAUGGUAUACACCUGUCUCGGACUAUCGGUUUCCAACGUUUCCCCCGUUUUGUGCAGGACCCUCCUCCAUUAUGUCCAUUAAUGUAAUUAGACAAAUGUAUACAGCGACAAGUAUAGUGCCUUUUUUGUGGCUAGAAGAUGUCUAUGGAAGUGGAUUUAUUCCCUGGAUUUUAAACAUAGAAAUAGUUCGGCCGAAUUGUUAUUUAAAGGAUGUGCAGCAAAGUUUCAAUGAAAAGCCAUGCCAUUUGUUUUACAUAAAUAAUUUAAAGAAUACCAGUGAUUCAUAUAUGAUGUGGAAGACUAUAGAAACACAUAACAAGUUUAAGGAAAAUUGCAAGUGUUGGUAAAUUGAUGAUUCAUUCUAAACAUCAGUUAAACCGUAUCCCCUUUCAAAAAUAAGAAAAUAAAUACAUAGUAAUUAAUAUGGUUUGACAUAUGUGUUUUUCAAGUUCAUGUUGUAAUAAUAUAAGACGUGAUAUUUAAAAUGCGAUCUGGUGUUAGAAAUAUCAGAUUGUAAUAUGCUGUACAAUGGUUUAAUUAUACGAUUCAACACUU